ACUUGGAAGAUUAUUUUACUCAUCCUGUACAUAUCCUUCCAUCCCAGGAUGUUCAAUUCCAAUAGAGCAUUAGGAGAAGGAGAUUUGAGAAAAUUACUGAAGAUUUAUCGCACAGAGAUUUCAAUGGCAGUGGAUGAUGUCUUCCCAUUACUUCAUGGGCUGGCUGAUCAUGAAGUUGUCACUGAAGAGAUGUUCAAGGACACUCUCCACCUGAAGGAAACUGAAGGUUGUCACAAGGCUUUUUACACCAUGUUGACAUGGCUGCUGAAUCAGAAUUUAUCUUCCAUUGAAGAUUUCUGGAGAGUCCUUUUCAAAGAAUACAACCUGGAGAGAUAUUCCAAGCUCCAGUCCAUUUGGAGCAGCUUUCCUAAAGAUAUGGAUUUCAGCAGGCAUCGUAGGGCAAAGAAAUUCGCAAUCAGUCCUAAGGUGGUGACUCAGCACAAAUCCCAAGGAAAGAGAAAGAUGACAGAGGAAAGAGACCCUCUGCAAUUAACUCAGCCUUCAGGAAAAACUGAUCCACACCUUGGGUCCUUUCCUAAAGCAAAAGCUGUGAGGAAAUCAGAGAAUGCUGAGGUACAACAUUACCCACUUCCAAAUGGCAAUGCUAAGAAAUUUGUAAAAGUUGGUGAUGAAUGUUAUACAUCAAGCACAUCAGAAGAACUUGGAGAGAAUAAAGCAUAUGAAAUGAAGUCCAACAUGAAUAACAAGGAACCCCAGGUUUCUGAAUAUAGUGGAGAUCAAAAAGCAAAUUUGCAGGUUAGGUGCCACACCAUUCCUUUUCAUAUUGAUGCAGCUGCCCAGCAGAAGAACGAUGAUGAAUGUGCCAUCUGUAGGGAUGGUGGAGAGCUGAUCUGCUGUGAUGGAUGCCCUAAGGCCUUUCAUCUUGGCUGCCUUAUACCACCACUGACAGAGAUUCCAAGUGGGACAUGGAGGUGUGAUUCCUGCUCAUCUGGGAAGGUCAAACAGGACAGUGGCACUGAAGAAGAGAAGAACAGAGAGUCCUUUUCUCAAAGUCAGGGUGCUGUUUAUGUCCGGAGAACAACUGAAGAUGGGAGGAGAGUUCUCAUCAAAGAACCUCUGUGUGCCUCCUUCAGGCAGCCUCUGCCAUCUCUGCUCUCUGUGCCAGUGGCGGUUCCACCCACAGUACAGAAUGUGGGAACAGAGAAACAGCUGAAACUGACCAUCGGUGACAAAUGCGGUAUAUGCCGGAAAGGAGGAGAUGUGAUCUACUGUAAUAAAUGUUUCAGGGCUUUCCACUGGCACUGCCAUUUUCCUGGCCAUGCAGAUCAAAUCAGUGGAAUCUUGGUAUGUAAAUCCUGUUCUGACAACUCUACAGUUAUCAACUUGGAAGGAGAAUCACACUCCAGUGCUCCAACAUUACGAGCAGUAAAGGUGGUAGAAGAAUCUGCUGGAACUGAACCUGCAGUGAACAAGGAUGAUCUGGAUUCACUCUUAGGGGAGAAUACGUUUGAUGGGAUUUUGCAUUGGGCAUUCCAGAGCAUGUCUCGUCCAUUAUCAGGCACUCAAGGAUUUUUCUCAUAGUAGCCUAGACGUGGCAUUGUUUAACAUCUAGAUCUGCUGCUGUUUUUCAGUAACACGAGAUACAAGUUCAUUUGUCUGCAGUUCAACACUAUGUUCAAAACUACAUGUUUUAAUGUCAUCUUUAUACCAGUAUGAUAGUUCUCUUAAAUGUAUAUUUCUGUGCUUAUUUUUAGUUGACAGAAUAUACAGGUAAUCCUCGUUUAGCAACUGCCUCAAUAAGUGACUGUUUGCAGUUACAACAGUGAUGAAAAAGUAACUUUACGACCAAUCCUCACAUUUACGACCUUUGCAGGUCUGUAAAGCAAAGGAAAGCUGAAGUAAGAUCAUAAGCACAGUUGCUGAGUUGUUGUCCCAACUGUGGUUGCUAAACUAGAACUUCCUGUAUAUUUUUCAUUCUGUACCUGAACACAUCAACAAAUUAAUCUCUCAAAUAUUGGUAUGAUGGAGUAAUAGUAAAACAUUCAGAAAAUCUGCAGUUGGUGGUGGAGUUCCCAAGGCUGAUUCUUUUCAGGAACUUCAGUUUGCCUUCUGUGGGAGAAGGGGUGGAGUCAGCUCAGGAAUUCAUAAUGACUAUGACAUAUGC
Molecule: messenger RNA, 2125 nt
Organism: Candoia aspera
Lineage: Eukaryota; Metazoa; Chordata; Lepidosauria; Squamata; Candoiidae
Gene: AIRE
Product: autoimmune regulator
Exons: 13
Biological process (GO): regulation of transcription by RNA polymerase II; humoral immune response
Cellular component (GO): nucleus; cytoplasm
Molecular function (GO): translation regulator activity; DNA binding; DNA-binding transcription factor activity, RNA polymerase II-specific
Source: RefSeq, a predicted model, not a curated record